Messenger RNA from Epinephelus fuscoguttatus (brown-marbled grouper), 982 nucleotides. RefSeq names its product enoyl-CoA delta isomerase 1, mitochondrial-like. Bases 29 to 949 code for a protein of 306 amino acids. NCBI's taxonomy places the organism in Eukaryota, Metazoa, Chordata, Actinopteri, Perciformes, Serranidae. The record is from RefSeq and is a predicted model, not a curated record. Gene Ontology annotation, cellular component: mitochondrion. Gene Ontology annotation, molecular function: enoyl-CoA hydratase activity. Gene Ontology annotation, biological process: fatty acid beta-oxidation. The transcript is spliced from 7 exons.
UCUCUAUCCAGAGUUUGAGCGGGGCAAAAUGGCGCUGAGAGCUGUACUGAGGAACAAGUGCGGCCUGUCAGUGCGUGCAGGUCUUCUCUCCCAGUGGUCUUCCUGCAGCAGUCAUGGCAGAGUGUGUGCGUCUCCUAUCCUCGUCACUCAGCAGAGGAACAACUCCACCUCGCCAAAGAUCAAAGUGGAUUUUGACCGUAGCACAGGUGUGGCGGUGAUGCGCUUUCAGAGUCCGCCGGUGAACAGCCUCAGUUUAGAUUUCCUCACAGAGUUCUGCAUCGGUUUGGAGAAGCUGGAAACGGACAAGAGCUGCCGAGGUCUCAUCAUCACCUCGAGCCAGCCCAAGGUGUUCUCAGCCGGGCUGGACGUCAUGGAAAUGUACGGGAAGAGUCCAGAGCACUAUAGAGAGUUCUGGAGAGCCGUUCAGGAGAUGUGGCUGAAACUCUACGGCUCCAACAUGGUCACUAUCGCUGCAAUCAAUGGUUCCAGUCCUGCAGGUGGCUGUUUGAUGUCAAUGACAUGUGACUACAGGAUAAUGGCCGACAACCCUCGUUACACUAUUGGCCUCAAUGAGACGCUGUUGGGCAUCGUAGCACCUCCUUGGUUUAAAGACACCAUGUCCAACACGGUGGGCCACCGACAGACAGAGAUGGCUCUGGAGUUGGGGCUCCUCUACAACCCCUCAGAGGCCCUGAAGAUAGGACUGGUGGACCAGCUGGUACCUGAAGACCAGGUCCUCACCACAGCCACACAGACGAUGACCAAGUGGUUGGCUGUUCCAGACCACGCCAGACACCUCACCAAGUUCAUGAUGAGGAAGCCGACCAUCGACAAGCUGACGUCCAACAGAGAGGCCGACAUCCAACAGGUUGUCGACUUCAUCACCAAAGACUCCAUUCAGCGGUCGCUCGGCGCGUAUAUGGAGAUGCUGAAGAAGAGACGAGGAUAGAGGAGACAAGGAAAUGACUCACGUGUACACACG